Molecule: messenger RNA, 939 nt
Organism: Boleophthalmus pectinirostris (great blue-spotted mudskipper)
Lineage: Eukaryota; Metazoa; Chordata; Actinopteri; Gobiiformes; Gobiidae
Product: C-factor-like
Exons: 6
Coding region: 84-851 (255 amino acids)
Source: RefSeq, a predicted model, not a curated record
AGGAGCAGGUGUGACACAGAGAGGCUCACAGAGGCUCACAGAGGACACAUCAAGCUUACACACACAGUGUCUGUGUAGAGGACAUGGCAGCCUACAGUGUACUGAUCACAGGAGCAAACCGAGGCAUCGGUCUGGAGCUCGUGCGACAGAUCACAGAGACUCAGAGACCGCUCAGUAAAGUGUUUGCCUGCUGCAGAGACCCAGAUGGACCCAAGGCCCAGGAGCUGAGAGCUCUGGCAGAGAAACACCCUGACAUCAUCAUGGUGAUCAGAAUGGAUGUUGCAGAUCCAAAGAGCAUCCAGCAGGCGGCACUGCAGGUGGGCUCUGUAGUUGGAAAGAGCGGAGUUAAUGUGGUCAUAAACAACGCAGCGGUGGCAUUCUACGGCCCCCUGUGUGAGAGCACCGCGGAGCAGAUGGCAAUCAGCUAUAGCACCAACGUGGUCGGGCCCAUGGUCGUCAUGCAGGAGUUUCUUCCCUAUCUUCGAGCUGCAGCAAAGGCUCAUGGGAAACCAGGGAUGUCCUGUCGCAAAGCAGCAGUGAUCAAUGUCUCCACAUUGGGCAGCUCCAUCGAACGGGCUAAAGAUCAUUACGACCGCUUCAGGUUGGUGCCGUAUCGAGCCAGUAAGGCGGCAUUGAAUAUGCUGAACAUGUGUGCAUCUCUGGAACUACAGAAGGAUGACGUGCUGUGUGUCCUGCUGCACCCAGGAUGGGUGCGCACUGAACUGGGCGGGCCUAACGCGGUGCUAGAUGCCCAGGAGAGUGUGCAGGGGAUGCUGAAGGUGAUGGAAUCUCUGAGUGAGAAGAAUAAUGGAGCUCUGCUGGAUUACAACGGUGACACUAUACCCUGGUGACCCCAAAAAUACAAGCCCUUAACCCCAGUAGCCCUGACCCCUGGACACAUCCACAGACCAGAAGAUGCAAAAGAAUAAAACACUGUAA